ACACGUCUGACGCGUUCAUGUUCCUUUCACGUGCCGGAGUUGCCCCGUUCGUAUCGUUGUGUGUAUGUUGUGAGAUUUACACACCUUUUCGACUUUAUAUAGAUCAAAAUGGUCAGCAGUGGUCAACCCAAGAAGGACCUGCUAUGGUUCGACAAAGCCACUCACGAUGAUGCGGAACGCAAGCACUACGAGCGGCUUUCGCGGGGCUUCGCGACUCCAUCUGCUACGCCGGCAUCGUCCGUGGCCAGCGAGAUCGCCAAGGCUAGGCAGCAGAUUCAGAAAUCGCUGCAGGCCGGAGGCGCGGGGGCUGGUGGCGAUGUCAUUUCCAAGGUCUCCGUCAUCGAGCAGGAGAAUGCUGAACUCAGGAAAAUGUGCAGCGACAUGUCAGAAGUCAUCAAGAAACUGGAAUCGCGUCUGUCAGCGCUGGAGCUGAAGGUGAAUGGCUCUGCAGCACCUGCUGACACCAAGCUUGCCUCAGCUCCUGCUGCUGCUAAGGAUGACGAUGAUGAUGAUGAUGUGGACCUGUUUGGUAGUGAUGAUGAGGAAGAAUCUGCAGAGGCAGAGCGUAUCAAGGCUGAAAGGGUGGCUGCGUAUGCUGCCAAAAAGUCUAAGAAGCCAGCCCUCAUUGCCAAGUCCUCAGUGCUACUUGAUGUGAAACCUUGGGAUGAUGAAACUGACAUGGCAGAGUUGGAGAAGGUGGUGCGCACCAUUGAGAUGGAUGGUCUCCUCUGGGGCGCAGGAAAGCUCGUACCUCUGGCCUUUGGCAUCAAGAAGCUCACCAUCAUGUGCACAGUAGAAGAUGACAAAGUCUCCAUUGAAGAACUCACAGAGAAGAUUGAGGAGUUUGAGGAUUAUGUCCAGAGUGUUGAUGUUGCUGCCUUCAACAAGAUUUAAAAAGCUGUGCCUGUGUCCUUACAUAAAGUAUGACUUGACCAGGCCUUUCAUAUCUAUUUUGUGGUAAAUCAAUCAAUUCCACUGGAAAGUUCAAAGUCUUUUGUAAAGCUGUUGAUGCCAUUGCAAUAAAAAUGUCAGUCAUUGUGCA
Molecule: messenger RNA, 1042 nt
Organism: Amphibalanus amphitrite
Lineage: Eukaryota; Metazoa; Arthropoda; Thecostraca; Balanomorpha; Balanidae
Product: elongation factor 1-delta-like
Exons: 1
Coding region: 109-894 (261 amino acids)
Biological process (GO): translational elongation
Cellular component (GO): cytosol; eukaryotic translation elongation factor 1 complex
Molecular function (GO): translation elongation factor activity; guanyl-nucleotide exchange factor activity
Source: RefSeq, a predicted model, not a curated record